Blepharisma stoltei is the source of this 1613-nucleotide messenger RNA. NCBI's taxonomy places the organism in Eukaryota, Ciliophora, Heterotrichea, Heterotrichida, Blepharismidae. The record is from the annotation of a GenBank genome assembly.
AUGGAUUCUGAAAGUCUUACCCUUUUAAUCCAUCAAAAUUUUCAGAUUUUUUAAAAUUAAACCCUUUAAAAGCUUCCUAUAAUAUUUUUUUCUGGGAGGUAGAGAAAGAUUGGAAGCAGGUGUUGACAAUGGCAUCAUCCCAACUUUGAUGGAUUAUAUCAGAGUCCCAAGUCUUUCCCCAGCAUUUGAUAAAGAUUGGGAGACUAAUGGCAAGAUGGAACAAGCAAUGGAAAUUCUUGUGAAUUAUGUAAAAUCCUUAAACAUUACUGGGUUUACCCACGAAAUCUUAUACUUGCUCCUAGAGAAAUAUAAACAUUCUCUAUUGGCUGCCUUUAUCCUAUAUUCUUAUAUAAAUACGAAAACUGUAGAAUUGUUUCCAUUCAUUGCAAAUAGGUAUAAAGGAACCAGGCAUCCCUUGGCUUUUCUUUGCCGAAUUCCCUGCAACAGCUCCAGGCCUCGGAACAGUACUCAUGUACGGCCAUAUGGACAAGCAGCCACACUUUUCAGGAUGGAUUGAAGGAGCAGACAACACCAGCCCAGCUAUCAUAGACGGCAAGCUCUAUGGAAGAGGAGGUGCAGAUGAUGGCUAUGCCUUACCAAGUGCAGCCCUCAUCAUAAAAACAAUGGACGACCUCGGAAUCCCUCGUGGAAGAAUUGUUUACAUUGGUGAAAAUGAAGAAGAAAGUGGAAGUGACCAUUUAAUGGACUAUGUAAAGAAGCUUAAACAUAAAAUUGGCGAACCUGACAUCAUUGUCUGCUUGGACUCAGGAAUUGGAGAUUACGAACAUUUCUGGCUGACUGGCAGCUUAAGAGGAUUCACAGCUCUAGAUGUAACUGUAAAAGUCUUGACUGUAGGACAACACUCAGGAGAUGUGUCAGGUGUUGUGCCUUCUAGCUUCAGAGUCUUUAGGCAGAUUUUGGACAGAAUUGAAGACCCAAGAAGCGGAGAAAUUUUGAUCCCUGAACUUUAUACCCCAAUUACCCCAGAAAUUUAUGAGCAUGCUGCUGGGUGUGCAAGAGCGCUUGGACCUAAUCUGCUUGGGAAGAUUAACUGGCAGCCUGGAAUGCAGCCUGUAACUCAUGAUCCAGUCCAACUAGUUUUGAAUAGAACUUAUAGACCUACACUAUGUGUUACUGGAGCACAAGGACUCCCAGACCUUGCUAAUGCUGGAAACUUGUUAAGACCAAGCACAACAUUUAGACUGUCUGUCAGACUCCCUCCAGGUGUUGAUUCUGAAGUUGCUGCUGCCAAGUUGCACGAAGUUAUAACUAAAGAUCCUCCUUAUGGAGCUACAAUUGAAGUAAAAAUCCCAUUCAAAGGGAAUGGAUUUGCUCCAAAUCCUUUGGAGCCAUGGCUAAGUGAUGCUCUUAAUGUUGCAGGCCAUAAGUAUUUUGGAAAUGAAUUUUUAGUGAUGGGAGAAGGCGGAAGCAUACCAUUUAUGGGCAUGCUUGGAAAAGAAUUCCCACAGGCGCAAUUCAUGAUCAUUGGAAUUUUAAGCUCUGACAGCAACGCUCACUCAGCAAAUGAAAACUUCAGCAUUGCUUACUUAAAGAAACUUUUAUGCUGCCUUUCAGAAGUCCUUGCUCAACAUGGUAGGAGAACCAAAGCUUAA